CAACAGGUGGCAUUCACUGCAGCUUUGCACACCUAAAUACAAGUUUUUUACUGUCACGACAGUCGAAGCUGACACAUUAAGCGUGUACCCGAGCAAGAACCAGCCUUCUGUUGUCUGAAGGAAAAUCAGCUCUGAAGAAAUGGAAUUAAGGUCCAAGGAUGUUCCUUGAUUAUUAAAAGAAAACAAAUGGAGAUAAAAUUCUACUACCUUCCAAACUGCAUGAAGAAACACUGUUGAUGAAAAGCUUUUAUUAAAGAGACCCAAGUACCAUAAUGGUAAAAAGAUUCCUACAUGAUCUUAAGGCAUACAGGAACUGCAAAUUCUCUCAUUUGCAAUGUAUAUAGCAUCCUGUAAAAAAAUUAAGAAAUUUACCAUUUGUACUGUUAUAUUUCAGUCAAUUUUAAGUUUAAUUAAUUUGACUUCUAAAUAAUUUUAAUUUCCAAUAUAAAAGUGUACAUAUUUUUCCAUUCCAAUCAAAAUGUUUACUAUGAACUUAGUUGGAAACAACCUAAAAUCUGAUUUUUUGGGCAUUACCACCAAACUGUGAGAACUAAUACCUUUUCUGCAGAUAUUUUAACCAUGGAAACUUAUUCUGCCUCAGUAUCACCUGUUAUAUGUAACAACACAACUUUUAACCUAAAUGGAUCACAUUUCUGUAAUGAAAGUAUAUCUUCUAGAUUAGCUGAUAAAUCAGAACACCAACAAUAUGUUAUUGGUCUUUUCUUAUCAUGUCUUUACACAAUAUUUCUUUUCCCUAUUGGUUUUGUAGGAAACAUUCUGAUACUGGUUGUCAACAUAAGCUUUCGUGAAAAAAUGACCAUUCCAGACCUUUACUUCAUAAAUCUUGCAGUAGCUGAUCUCAUUUUAGUUGCUGAUUCUCUCAUUGAGGUUUUUAAUCUUGAUGAAAAAUAUUAUGAUAUCACUAUUAUUUGUACCUUUAUGUCCUUGUUCCUUCAGAUCAACAUGUAUAGCAGCAUUUUCUUUCUGACAUGGAUGAGUUUUGACAGAUACAUAGCACUGGCAAAAGUAAUGAGGUCCAACAUAUUUCGCACUAUGCAACACGCUAGAUUAAGCUGUGGUCUCAUAUGGAUGGCAUCUAUUUCUGCAGCACUAGUUCCAUUUACAGCUGUGCAUUUACAACACACCGGAGAGGUCUAUUUUUGUUUUGCAGAUGUAAAAGAAAUCCAGUGGCUAGAAAUAACCUUGGGGUUUAUUAUCCCCUUUGUGAUCAUUGGUCUUUGUUACUCAUUAAUUGUUCGAGUUCUUAUAAAAGCACACAAGCAUAGGAGUCUUCGUCUGCGGCGACAAAAGGCUCUUCGAAUGAUUUUUGUUGUUGUCUUGGUUUUCUUUAUCUGCUGGCUACCUGAAAACGUCUUCAUUAGUGUUCAACUUCUUCAAAAGAAAAGUGAGCCUGGCUCUUCAAGCAGCCCAUCCUUCAGACAUGAUUAUCCUUUAACAGGACAUAUUGUGAACCUAGCAGCUUUUUCUAAUAGCUGUUUGAACCCCUUAAUUUACAGUUUUCUAGGGGAAACCUUCAGAGACAAACUGCGACUGUAUAUUGAACAGAAAACAAAAAUGUCAACAUUACAUCGCUUUUGCCAGGCUGCCUUAACGUCUGUCAUUCCUGACAGUAAUGAGCAAUCAGAAGUCUGAUUUAGUAGUGGUUCUAUAAAACACAUGACUGUGAAGUUGUGCAAAUAGUGAACAAAAUGCUUGCUACUAACAGAAAAAAGUGCAUUUGUGUGUGUAUAUAUAUAGUAUCACUCUAGUAAGCAUUGAAGGUUUAUAUUCAAAAUGUUUUUAUGACAAGACUUUAAUGUAGAAGAAUGUUUUAGUCAGAUUUAUAUUUAAUUAUGAACAGGAUUAUUAAAAGCUGAGCACUGAAGGAGCUUUUUUUUUGUAUUAUACAUGUAUGAAUGACAAUAUAGUGAAAAUUUUAUCAAGUUAGGAAGACUCUAGAUGUAACCUGAUUAUCAGAGAUGCUACUUUGCUGGUGUAUAUAAGGUACUUCCACUGAAAUAAUGAAGCUGCCAUAACAGUAGGGAAAAAUCAUUACAACGUAUUGA
Molecule: messenger RNA, 2066 nt
Organism: Athene cunicularia (burrowing owl)
Lineage: Eukaryota; Metazoa; Chordata; Aves; Strigiformes; Strigidae
Gene: GPER1
Product: G protein-coupled estrogen receptor 1
Exons: 2
Coding region: 580-1653 (357 amino acids)
Biological process (GO): G protein-coupled receptor signaling pathway
Cellular component (GO): membrane
Molecular function (GO): G protein-coupled receptor activity
Source: RefSeq, a predicted model, not a curated record